AUGGCGUCUGACACGGCUGACGCGUUGCGGAUUGAAGUGACCGAUUUGAAAAGGCAAGUCGAGGACCUGCGAAGUGCACUCGACGAGCAAGCGAGGGAAGUUCAGCAGUCUGCGCAUUAUGGUUUGGUGCUGCUCCAAGAGAAACAAAGCCUUCAAGAGCGAUGCGAUGAACUCGAAACACUGUUCGACAAUGCGAAACACGAUCUGGACAUCACGAGAGAGGCCCUGGCAAAAUUUCAGACCAGCCAUCAAGCCAGCACGAAAACCGGAAUCGAACAUGAAGAGACUUUGCUUUCAGAGACAGCUGCCAGAGAAUCAUCCUUGAACACAAAGAUCGUUGAUCUGGAAAUGGACUUGAAGCAGACGAAACAAGAGCUGGAUCGAAUCCUUGCCGAACGAGAUCGUGUUCUGAUCGAGAACAACGAGCUUGCUCGUGAGAAAGAAUACCAUGAAACGGAAAAGCGAAACAUAAAAUCUGAUCUAAGGGAGUUGAAGACGAGAGAAGCUUCUUUGCUUGGUGACAUUGACAGUCUCGAGGAGGAGAACAUCAAUCUUCAGAAACUUGUCUCCACCCUGAGGACGUCGCAGAUGGAAUUUGAAGGAGCAAAGCAUGAGCUGAGACGGUUGCAGGAAGAAGUUGACAUAGUGAAUCAGCAGUUGGAGGAAUUAUCAUCGUUAAAGAGAAUCGCGGAGAAGCAAAUGGAAGAAGCUCUUGAAGCUUUGCAAUCAGAGCGUGAAGCGAAAUAUGCGUUGAAGAAAGAACUCGAUCAAAAAAUGGCUACUUCUACAUCCGUUUACAGCUUCUCAAAUCUCGCGAUGAAUUUGAAACUUGAUGACUCCCCUGGAGAAAGUGAUGAUGAUGAUGAACUCAGCCCCGAAGACAAUCCUGCUCUUAAAAGACUGGAAGCAGAUUUCCUCAAACAGGAAGAAGAAGAAAAGAAUAGAGAGAUGGAUGCCAUGUCUCAGAAUGGAACACCUCCCGAGAAGCAUAAACAUCAUCACCAUCAUAAUGCAGUCGGGAACCUAUUUUCCGAAAUACACUUGAACGAACUAAGGAAACUUGAGCAAAAACUGGAAUUGGCCGAUACGGAGAAAAUGAUGUUGACUCAGAAUCUGAAGGAAGUGCAAGAACGAUUAGAGGGUUCGAAGAACGAAGUCAGCUUCCAACAAGCACGACUUUUUCAAGCUUCUGCUCGUUUGAAAGCCUUGAAAUCUAUUCAGCUGGACCAUCAAAUAUCAGCGAGCCAAGCACAGCUGUUGAAACGAGAGCUUUCUGAGCUGUACGCAUUCCUAGAAGGGGAAAUGGACGAGAUGGGGAACAAAUCGUCGGGUCUCUUGCCACCGGGCUCUGCUCUUACCGGUGUUGAAGCCGACACGAAUGCACCGGCUCAACCCGCGGCCGGUGGGGGCAUGGCUAAAUUGCGCGCUGAAGUCGGCGAUCUUCGGUCAAAGCUUUUGUAUUGGGAAGAAAGCGCGGCAGAUUUGCGGUCCGACCUGGACCUUUUGGCCGCGACGACUGGAGGUUGGCAGAUCGCGUUGGGCAAGACCCAGACGGAUAUGAACAACUUGAGUGCGGAAUUGAGCCAGUUGUAUCAUCACGUUUGUGGGACUAUCGGUGAAACGCCGAGUAGGAUUUUAUUGUCGCAUGUGAAUCAAACGUCCAAGCGGAAAGCUGUGAGCAACGUGCAGGAUGGUGGAGCAGAUGAAGCCAACGAUUCUGGUUUGGAUCGCAGCUCCGAAUCUCCACCUUCUCUGAGCCACGUGGAAACACUUCGCAGCAAGUUGAAAACAUCUGGCCUUGUGUUUGGAUCUGUUGAAGAAGAAGGGAUAAUGACUGACCCAGCGACGGUCCAACAGCAAGUGGAAACCCUGCUCGAUCAAAUUCAGUAUCUCAAGAAAGUAGUUGAACAGGCAAUCGGCAAAGCGGCGAAAUUGCCUUCAGAGGAUUCCUCUGGCCCGGAGAGCCUCACAACCGUCAGCCUAGCUGAUCUGCAGGAGAAGACAGCCAUCAAAAAGUCUAUUAGCAGAGUCAUGUUGAGCUGUCUCCGGGCGAUGUUCGCGGCACGAUGCGAAGAGUACGUUUCGCAAUUGGAGGAAGCGCAGCGCGGAUUGCAUGCGGCUGAAGAAGAAAAGAAAACACUAAAUUCUCUGCUUCGAAUGGCAAUCCAGCAAAAGUUGGCGCUUUCGCAACGUCUGGAAGACAUGGAAAUGUCAUAUCGGGAUCGUGGUGGCGCUCCAUCACGACGGCAUGUGACAGCUCGAGGAAAAACUGUCGGCGGAUCUCAGACCGCCGGCAGUGGGCGUCCGGCUGGCUUCUACGAUCGUUUUGCCCGCGGUCGGGAAAGUCACAAUUGA
This is a messenger RNA of Notodromas monacha, 2355 nucleotides long. The record is from the annotation of a GenBank genome assembly. Lineage: Eukaryota; Metazoa; Arthropoda; Ostracoda; Podocopida; Cyprididae.